This is a messenger RNA of Lycium ferocissimum, 799 nucleotides long. Its product is annotated as peptidyl-prolyl cis-trans isomerase FKBP16-1, chloroplastic. NCBI's taxonomy places the organism in Eukaryota, Viridiplantae, Streptophyta, Magnoliopsida, Solanales, Solanaceae. The transcript is spliced from 8 exons. Gene Ontology annotation, molecular function: peptidyl-prolyl cis-trans isomerase activity. The record is from RefSeq and is a predicted model, not a curated record. Bases 77 to 766 code for a protein of 229 amino acids.
UCUGUUCCCUCUUAUUUCUAUUUUUAGCAAAAAAGUCCCAACUACUUAACUGCUAAAUUGGUAACCUUCAUCGACCAUGGCAUUGGCAGCUCCUCAAUUUCAAGCCAGUUUCCGAUUCAAACGUUUCUUCUCUCACCAAAGCUCAUGUUUCAAAGACACUGAGCAAUGUAAGCUUGGUGCGCCAAAAAGCUCAGAUGAAAGGAUGCCAUCACUAAAUUUCAAAAAGUUGCUAAGAAGGUCAGUCCUGCAGUUUGUUGGAUUGAGUCCCAUCUUCAUAAGUAUUCCUCCUGUCUUAUCUGCACCAAUGCAGGAAAUGAGAGAACCUGAUGUUAUCCGGACCCUAAAGCUUGAUAGUGGAGUGAGGAUACAAGAUGUUGUUGAAGGGGAAGGACCCGAGGCACGUGAAGGAGAUAUUGUUGAAAUUAAUUAUGUCUGCCGACGAUCAAAUGGAUAUUUUGUCCACAGUACAGUGGACCAAUUCAGCGGAGAGAGUGCCCCUGUCAUACUUCCUCUGGAUGAUAAACAGGUCAUGGUUUAUGCUAGCUUUGGGCUUAAAAUAGAAAUUCUAAAGAUAAUAGAAGGUCUGAAAGAAGUUUUGAUUGGAAUGAAGCCUGGAGGAAAAAGAAGAGCAUUGAUACCGCCUUCUGUUGGAUACAUAAAUGAAAACUUGCAACCAGUACCUGAAGAGUUUGGACCAAGGCGUAGCCUUAUGUCUCACAUGAAGGAGCCUCUAAUUUUUGAAGUGCAGCUGUUGAAAGUUUUAUGAGUACCAUAUUCGUUAUUAGUGCAUAAGUUUCCU